Messenger RNA from Durusdinium trenchii, 1635 nucleotides. The record is from the annotation of a GenBank genome assembly. Lineage: Eukaryota; Dinophyceae; Suessiales; Symbiodiniaceae.
GUGCUUUUGCACAUUUUACGGCGCAUCCCUGCGCCGCUGCUCUCAGCCAUGGGAAGCAAUGCCUCUGGAGUCUUAGAAGAGGUCUCACGUGUGAUUGACACCUCUGCGGCGAGUUUGGGCGUGCUGGGACACAUCACACGAGAUCCCCAGCAAGGGGCUCGCUUGCUGGAGCUGGUCUCGAAGCACGACUUCCCAAGACUCAUUCAGACCCUAAGCAAUCCUGGUACAGCACUACCGCAUGAUUUCUUCCCAUCUUGGAUACGUCGUGCUGGGGGCUACUUUCCGAAGUUCGCACAAGUGCUCUCAGUUCGUGCUGAUUUGAUUCAAGAUCCUGAAGUUCUUGCAGGAUUCGCAAGAUGUUUGGAAGAUAUGCCCAGUCGUCCUUUGAUUGAAGUGAAACACAUGCUUGAAGGGCUCGGUUGGUCAGAGGCAGUUCUGGGAAUUGAAGAUGCCAUCAAUGCGGGGACCAUUGCACAGGUGCAUGCACUGUCUUUGCACGAGCUGAGAUUGGCGAUUAAGGUCACGUUUCCGGAUAAUCUCCAGCGUUUCCAAACCGACUUCCGACUCUUUGAACAUGCCAAAGCGAUCCUGAAAGCAUUGAAGCUGAAUGAUGAGAAGGCCAACAUCGUGUCCUCGAUGUUCGAUGCAGUUGGAAAGAAUGAGAAAAGUGUACUGCGAGAGUUCGACUUGAUGCAUGAGGCCCGUGCCAUGAGCAUGGCGAGUGACCUGCUUGGACUUUGGCCAAGACGCUAUCAGCAAUGGCAAGCUUCCAUGAUCCACACCAUCAACGAGCUCACCGACAUGCCCAAUGAGAUAAGAGCACUCCUCACAAUGUCCACAGAGCAAUCCAGAACUUGGCACGUAGCAGUUCCCGAAGCGGUAGAAGGCUACGUCACUGCGUCUGCCUUGAUGAUGACUUGGGCAGGUGGCGAGUCAUUGCAACAGCUGGUCUCCAGUCGACCCCAAGAAGCUGCCAUGGUGUUUGUGUCCUUCGUGGUGCCUUUCAUGGGUUGGUUGAUGCUUUGCAAAAGCAGCUCCGCUUUGGCACAUGUGGACCCGCACUUGGGGAACUUCCGCUGGGGCGAUGGAACUCUGUGGAUCUUGGACUGGGGGAGUACGAUCUGCCUGGAGGAGGAGAAACGUCAAGCCUUGUGUUUAAUGGUGGGUUGCUUAGCUGCGGGCGCGGAGGAUGACAUUGUGGCCACCUUAGCAGCUCGCUUUGGGAUCAAGGGGCAUUCCCAAGAGGUGGCGCGGGUGAUUCGCGGUUUGUUCAAUGCCAGUUGCCAUAGAGAGCCAUCUGAUGCAUUGCAAGAAGCUGUUGCAGAUGAUCUCUUGCAACAUAUGGACGAUGAUAUUGUGCCUGUCGUUCGUUGUCUCGCCAUCCUGGGUUGCUUGUAGGAAGACAUCACGUAACCUUUGAAGCAACCUUUUUGUUGACGCAAAAGCCACUUUUCUGAUCAGUCUAUAGACAUCGCAUGUCACAAGUGCAUCAGAUGAUCGCGUUUUCAGGUGGAAUUCUGAAGAUGAUGCAGCAGAGAAUUCGCGAUGAGCAUCAUCGCGACGUCCCUUUGUCCUUGGCAGUGUUGUGGGCUCCCUUCAGUGACGGCGCAUGAGGUCGAAAAAGUCCCUUAAGCG